UUCUCUCUAAGUCCCCCACAGAAUAUAAAGCUUUGCAGUGUUACUUGGUUGCCCUUAUUCGUACGGAAAAGUACGAGGAAUGUCUUGGUUUGAUUAAAAAGUACCACGAUUUGAGCAGGUGAGUCUGGUUUUUUCCCUCUCACUUUCUUUUUAGCUAUGUUCUGUUUGAAAAAGCAUAUGCCGAAUAUCGUUUAAACCGUAUAGAUGAAGCCGUUAAAACUUUGAAACAAGCGGAUCCCAAUGAUUUACGGGUUCUGGAGCUCAAAGCUCAAGUGCUCUACCGAAAGGAGGAGUUCACUGAGGCGUACACUUGCUUGCGUCAAGUUAUUCGUAAUUCUCAAGUACGUUACUCAUGAUCUUUCAUAUUCCUUUUUUGUAGGAUGAUUUCGGUGAGGAAAGGCUAACUAACCUAGCCGCCGUAGCGGCUUCAGCUGCUUGCUUUAAGAACGAACGCAUAGAUUUGGAUAUAGCGCCGGAAAUGCAUGAGGCCAAGUUUAAUCUGGCAUGUCUCUCCAUUGGCAAAGGGGACGAUUCGAAGGCUCAAUCACUGUUGGAAGAAGCUGAAAUCGUAUGUCGUCGGGUCCUCAGAGAUGACCCAGAGGUAACUGAAGAUGACAUCAACGAGGAGUUGGCUCCCAUACGCAUCCAGCAGGCCUUCUUGCUUCAGCGUGCCAAGAAGGAAGAAGAAGCGAACCAAAUUUAUCAAUCUGUCACUCGUAACCGGAACGCUGACUCCGCCCUCCUCGCAGUUGCUGCCAACAACAUAGUGUGCAUCAACAGAGAACAGAACAUCUUCGACAGCCGAAAGCGCAUCAAAAUGGCCUCCUUGGACGGAUUGCAACACAAGUUGUUCGCCAAGCAACGGGAAGAAAUGCUUCUCAACCAGGCUCUGUUCUAUUGGCACACCAAUCAGAUGGAUGCCUGUCAGGCGAAGGUGAAACAUGUGUUCCAGUCCAAUCCGCAUUCCUCACGAGCGUUGUUGCUAUCCAUCACACAAUUGCUGAGGGAAAAGCAAUACUCUCGGGCUAUUACCCUUUUGCAAAAUGACUGUUCUUCAAACAAGGCCUCCCCUGACAACACCGAUGGACCCGGCGUCGAGCUUAGCGUUCUUCUAGCCUUGGCCCAACUGUAUUUGCGAUACAGCAAAGAAAAGGGUCAGUUUUUCACAGGGUGUCCACGUUCCGAACAAGCUCUUUCUACAGAUGAAUUCUUGUCUCAAAAUCUACCCACUCCGUUGCUUCACAGUUCCGGCAUUGUUUGUACUCGCAUUGCUCUUCACCUGAUUGCCUCAUCCGGCGAUGAUGUCGCUUUGGAACGAAAAGAAGCCUUACUCCGAAUAGCGGAUAUCAUACAAUCGGCUCUUGAUUGGUAUGAAUUCAUAGACAAUCAGCACCCAUCCUACGGCGAACUUCUAGAGCACUGCGCAACUUUUCUACUGCAGCAAGGUCAAGCCUCACUGGCUGCUCGUCUUUUCGAACGUCAGCUCGAUCGACUUGAUGCAUCUUCUUCUCAUGCGGAUGAGAAACAACGAUCCGUUGCGAAACAAGGUAUUAUUGCUCGUUUGGUCUCUGCGUAUGCGCAGUUUGACCCCCCGAAAGCCGAAUUGGCUUGUCGGACGUUGAAAUUCAGCAACCAGUUGACCGAAGCAGAUGUGGACUCUCUGGAGACUGUGUUCCUCUACGGCGCAAAGACGUUGAAGCGACAUGGUCGUACAGCUGGUGAACAUGGGACAACUGGCGAAACGAAGUCCAUUCCAGCCGACAAGCAACACGCACCGACAUCUGAUGUCACCGAGGCUGUACAGCUAGCACAAACCAAGAAUACACGCCGUAAGAAAAAGCGCCGUGUUCGUCUUCCGAAAAAUUAUCAGCCUGGAGUCAUUCCCGACCCUGACCGCUGGCUUCCUCGUCGUGAGCGUGCCAAUUAUCGCGGAAAACGCAGAGACAAGCGUUAUCAACCUAGUCGUGGUCCUCAAGGCCAGGUGUCUGGUGUUUGCGAGUGGGAUGCGAGCGUACGCAGUCCGAAAGCGUCCACCACUGUCAACCCUCCGGUAGAAGGGAUCACAUCAAAUACCAAGCAAGUCAGCGGAGCAGCACGACAACAACAACGCAAAGGUCGCAGAAAAGGCGGUCGCUAACUCAAACUUCAGGGAACUAGCGGUUUUCCACUGUUGCUCACCUUAUCUGUUAAACUUCCUCAUUGCGCCCUUCAUGUGUUUUGAGCCCCUGCUUUUGUGUAAGUCAUUUCGUGAUACUUUCCUUUUUUCUGCGAUAUGUUUCUGGUCUAGUAUUGCAAUAUAUCUCAUCGUCGUCUGA
Molecule: messenger RNA, 2315 nt
Organism: Dicrocoelium dendriticum
Lineage: Eukaryota; Metazoa; Platyhelminthes; Trematoda; Plagiorchiida; Dicrocoeliidae
Source: the annotation of a GenBank genome assembly